AUGAAUAACUUUACAAUGAACUUCACCACACCUGAAGCAUCUACAAACUCCACAACGCAUUCCAUUGGGUUAAUGGACAGUCUGGAAAUCUGUGUGUACAGCAUCAAUUUCUUAUUUUGUCUUCCUACACACUCCUAUGUUAUAUGGUUCAUCAUCACAGGAACAGGAAGUGGAGUCGCAUCAGAGUUCUUCAUCCUCAAUCUCUCUGUUUGUGAGCUUGGUAUCUGUCUGAAUAGUGUGAUCUUUGUAUUGUCAAUGUGGUUUACAACUCUUUCAAGUUUUGAACUAUUUUUAAUAGGACUUACCAUCACUGGCCGUCCUCUGUUUCAGUGUCUGAUGUGUGUUGAGCGUUACCUGGCAGUCGUUCAUCCUGUAACCUUUCUGAAGUACAAACCUCUCAGAUAUAGAGUGAUCUGCUGCACUGCAGCCUGGGUAAUUAAUUUAGUCUCUUGUUUGUGUUGCAUGUUCAAUUUAACCUCACAAAACAGAUAUAUACAUACAUGGCUCUCGUCGAUGCAAAUGGUACUGGUCUUCUCCAUCCAGUUGUUUUGUGUUGUGGCUGUUCUCCGAGCUCUGAAGCAGUCCGGACCAGGAGAGAGAGAGAAAAAGGAGGAAAACCACAUGAAGAGACGAGCGUUUAAUAUUAUUCUAAUAACUACUGUAAGCAUGGUUAUCCUAUAUGUUCCAAGAAUAAUCACAGGAUUCUUUGAAAUUCGGACAUCAGACAGUUCUCCGACAAGCUGGUUUCCUGCUUUGACUUGUUUUAUCAUGGCUGGUUUUGUUCAGCCUGUUCUUUUUCUGCACCGCACUGGAAAACUUUCCUGCCUCUGUUCGUCAUAGAAUUUCCAGUACUAGAUUAAGUUAA
Molecule: messenger RNA, 865 nt
Organism: Rhinichthys klamathensis goyatoka
Lineage: Eukaryota; Metazoa; Chordata; Actinopteri; Cypriniformes; Leuciscidae
Product: C-C chemokine receptor type 8-like
Exons: 2
Coding region: 1-840 (279 amino acids)
Biological process (GO): positive regulation of Rho protein signal transduction; phospholipase C-activating G protein-coupled receptor signaling pathway
Cellular component (GO): membrane
Molecular function (GO): G protein-coupled receptor activity
Source: RefSeq, a predicted model, not a curated record